ACUUUUAAUAUUUCUAAGGAGAUCAGAUCGGCUGUAGUUCUUAAGCCAGAGCCGGGGGGUUCUUAUUUCUGCUUCUUAAUUGAGUUUAUGCUGUGUUCUGGUGCACUGUCCAUUUGAUUAGAUUGCAUACACCCAUUCGCUUUGUGAUACUGCAAGAACCUUGGUCGCCAUGUGGAGUUUUGCCUCAAACUCUAUAGUCGGAUGUAUAGGAGGAAGAAAUGGCUCAUCAAAACUUCGUCAUGUUGAUCCCGAUUCCGAAGACGAAGUUUCCUCAUGCGAAGGCCUUGAGUGCCCAAUAUGCUUGGAAUCUUUCAACAUCGUCGAAAAUAUCCCUUACGUUUUAUGGUGCGGUCACACUCUUUGCAAGAACUGUGUCCUCCGAUUGCAAUCAGCCAUUGUGAAGUUCCCUAAUCUCCCAAUUCAGCUACCCUUAUUCAUUUCAUGCCCUUGGUGCAACUUAUUGUCUUUCCGGUUAGUUUACAACGGGGUCCUCAAAUUUCCUCGAAAGAAUUUCAUCUUGUUGUGGAUGGUCGAGAGCAUGAAUGGUGAAAGGAAAAACUCUUGUUCUUCUUACCAUGCCGACCAACAUUCACAUUGGCCUUCAAAUGAUAGAGAUCAUUCCAACAUCAAUCUGGAGCUUUCGAGAACUGGUACUAACUAUUGGAAUGCAGAGACAACACAGUCCUUUCUUCGUAAGUUGCUGGUUUUCUUUGUACAUUUGACCUCCAAGUUCCCACUUGUCAUAAUUUUCCUACUCAUCAUCAUCUAUGCUAUUCCUGCCAGUGCCAUUAUUUUGGCCCUGUACAUAGUUGUAACUCUAUUGCUAGCGUUGCCUUCGUUCUUGAUACUGUGUUUUGCGUACCCUACCUUGGAUUGGCUUGUCAGAGAAAUCAUCACUUGAUGUUUGUACUAAUCCGGGCUUGGCUGAUCAAGCUCGAGUUGUAUUUUGUACAUUUUUGGAGCUGUUAAAGGCUUGUUUAUUGUCCUAUGGUGUCAUCAAGUGGAAGAUGAUGUUGAAGCAUGCACAUUCCUCGUGUUUUUUUUAUGGAUAUAUAAAUGUUGGUAAUUGUUUUUUUCUCCUAUAUCUGUUAGAUGUUCAUGAAGGUAUACGCUUCCUAUUUAUUAUAUGGGUAAACAUGUUGGUUAUGGGGGUGUAGACCCAAACCUUAGAACAAGC
Messenger RNA from Asparagus officinalis (garden asparagus), 1177 nucleotides. RefSeq lists its product as uncharacterized. The record is from RefSeq and is a predicted model, not a curated record. Bases 170 to 901 code for a protein of 243 amino acids. The transcript is spliced from 2 exons. NCBI's taxonomy places the organism in Eukaryota, Viridiplantae, Streptophyta, Magnoliopsida, Asparagales, Asparagaceae.